Molecule: messenger RNA, 3995 nt
Organism: Portunus trituberculatus (swimming crab)
Lineage: Eukaryota; Metazoa; Arthropoda; Malacostraca; Decapoda; Portunidae
Gene: Pisd
Product: phosphatidylserine decarboxylase proenzyme, mitochondrial-like
Exons: 5
Coding region: 360-1556 (398 amino acids)
Biological process (GO): phosphatidylethanolamine biosynthetic process
Cellular component (GO): mitochondrion
Molecular function (GO): phosphatidylserine decarboxylase activity
Source: RefSeq, a predicted model, not a curated record
CUUCCCGAGAUGGUAAACACUAGAAGUGAAGCACAGUUCUAUGUCGUAGAGUUGUGUUGUUAGUGACAUGCCACACCGAGAAAGAUAAAUUCAUGAUAUUUAUGUUUAACUUAAAGUUAGAUAGAUAUGGACGUUUUGGUACUCGUGAGUGGGUUUGUUGUUGAAGAUUUGCCAAUCCUAGGAAUGGCAUGGGUUUUGGGCUGGCUAUAAGGCUGCGGCCUGCCGGGAUGAGUUACCAGUUAUGUAUUUCAGUUACAGUGUUAUUGCACUAUCAUGGAAACGAAUAAUCGAUUUAAGAUAUUGGAAUGAUUUGGAGUUUAACCCGAAGGCACAACUUAUAGGCAAACGUGUAUCUCUGUAUGAGAACACGAGCAGCAACCAAUCAUCAUCAUCAUUUGAAAGUAUUCUUUGACACCAAUAUCAUGGCUCAAUCAAGCUUCAAGCAUUAUCUUCGUUCCCUUCGGUGGACACCAAUUCCAGUUGGCGUUGGUUUGGCUUUGAUUGCCUUCCAGCAGUUCAGACACACCAGAAAGAGAGAAGCAGCAAGGCUGGGCCAGGUUGAUCCAUGUGACUGUCUGGCAGAUGAAUGGGAGGUUGAAGCAUACAAGUUAUUACCACUCAGACAGUUUUCAAAAGCAUGGGGCUGGGUGAACGGGCUUGAGCUUCCAGAAUGGUCGAGGAAAUCAGUUUUGGGUCUGUAUGUGCGAACUUUUGGUUGCAAUAUGGCUGAGGCUGAAGUAGAAGAUUUGGGUAAAUACAGGUGUCUGUCAGAACUGUUCCGGCGCUCCCUAAAGGAAGGCGUUCGCCCUAUUGACCCAUCAGCAGCUUUGGUGAGCCCAGCAGAUGGCAAAAUCAUGUCAUUCGGGACUGUGAACUGUGGUGCUCUGGAUCAGGUUAAGGGUGUUUCUUAUUCACUACGCAAGUUCCUGGGACCAAAUUGCUGGAGUGCAGGUGGUCCUAUGAUAGUGAGCAAGAAGGAUGAUGAUGACUGUUUCCACCGUACCUGCCUCUCAGAUGAUGAAAACAAUGCUCUCUACCAGUGUGUGGUAUACCUAGCACCAGGAGAUUAUCAUCGCUUUCACUCCUGUGUUGACUGGAAGGUGGCCUUUCGACGGCAUUUCCCUGGUGAAUUGCUCAGUGUGAACCCAUCUAUUGCUGCAUGGGUAAGGGACCUGUUUGUGCUAAAUGAAAGAGUCAGUUAUGUGGGGAAGUGGAAGUACGGAUUUUUCUCCAUGACAGCUGUUGGGGCCACCAAUGUAGGUUCCAUCCAAGUUUACUUUGAUGAGGAACUGAAGACCAAUGAUGCAUCAACAAGGAAAAUGGUCUUUCAUGAUAAGUACUUUGAUGAUAGAUUAGUAGAGUUGUCUAGAGGUAGUGCUUUUGGUGAAUUUAAUUUAGGCUCCACCAUUGUAUUGGUGUUUGAGGCUCCCAAAGGCACAAAAGCUUGUGUUGAAGUAGGGCAACAUGUAAGGAUGGGGCAGGCUCUAUUUAGAAUACCUCAUUCCUAUGUUGGAAAGACUUUAGAUGAAACAAAACAUCAGGGCCCACAGAGGUAAGUCUUGGUGAGAUUAUGUAGAAGAAAGGUUUUGUGUACAGAAGAAACUAUUUAUGGAGGCUCAAUUUUUAAUUAUAUAGCUAUGAAAUAUAAUUAAUACAUUGAAAUAUCACACUGGCUAAUGACACAGUUCAUAAUUUGAGUACAAAUACCUAGAGUUUUAUGGCAUAAUUUUUUAGUGAAAUAUUCUAAAAGAAGUAAUGACCUGAAGACUCAUAAUAAAUGGGACUUUCCAAAAAUUGUCAGAAGCAAAUAGUGUUUUUUCCUUGUCUUUUACUAUAGCCACAGUAUAAUUAAUUUUUGUUGAUUAAUUUGAACUAAAUAGCAUUAUCCUCUCCCCAAGGUUUAGAUUGAGCUAAGUCAGUGUAUUAAUUGUUGAUAUGAAAUCAAUACAUUUGUUUUUUUCUUAAUGUAUGCAUGAAUUUUUCCAUUUACACAAGAGACAACCAAUUUUUAUUGUUGUAUUUCUUGUCUCUUGACGAUCCCAGACUCUGGGUUUUCCUUUAGCAACCUCUUUCAUAAAGGAAGCUUGUGCUCAAUAUGAAAGUUGAAUUAUUCUCACUUGCAUCUUUCAUUGUGUAAAUACCAUCAGAAAACAUGACUAUCCAUUGUGGUGGGAUAAAUGCAAAGUUGACAGUGCCAAUCAGUUAAUUUGAAAAAUCAAAUUUAUUUUAUACCAAAACAGCAUUAUUUGCUAAUACUCAAGAAUGCUCCUAUCAUGUUUAUAAAUGUAUGAAAAUUAAGUUUUUUGUGCAUUUUAGUCACGUAUAGUAUGUGGUUGAUUUAUAAAUAUGUAAAUUAUUCAUUGGUCAGAUACUGAAAAAUUAAGGUAUCACUGAGUGUUGAAGCUCUUAAAUUUUUAUUGAUUUGAUUACUUUUUGUCUAUCAUUUCUAUUCUCUUAAAACUCCUUGCACUCGUUCUGAAUUUUAAAAAGGUCUGUGUUAGGCCUUACAUUCUCAUGUGAUCAAAAAGUUUAAACAUUUAGCAUAGAUGGAUUCAAAGAAACUUAUUCAUGGUGAAUUGAAAAUAAAAGUAUUGCUGUAAAGAAAUUUAUUGUAAUUUUUUAUAAGCAUUGUUUUCUGUCUAUUUAUGAGUGAAAUAUUGAAUUAUGUAAGUGUAUACCACCAAUAGGAAGCCCAUAAUACUUGAGUAAUGUAGUGUUAUUCAUUUCUAUUGUGGGUUAUAAAAGUCAGCAGGGGUCACCAAACUUUUUUGAGGAAAUAAUUUGGGUAUGUCAUAUAUUUAGGUGAUAGCCACAUGAAUAAUCUCAUGAUAUAACAAUACUUUUAGUACAUGAAGAGUAGAUAAUUUUCUGAAUAAUAAAUCCAUCAACUAUCUUGAAAAAAGAAGGUUAAUAGGUGUUUAUAUGGACCUCUUAAUGUUUGUUUGUUUGUUUGUUUGUUUUUUUAUUGAUUUUGAAAAUUUACAUUUUCAUGGGAACUCAAAGUUGUUACUUGCUCAAGGAAGCAUUUUUUUUCCCCUUUCUGUCUGUGUGUGUGUACGAAAUAUGCAUGCAUCCUAAAUGUGAAGAACUGAACAAGAGUGCUGUAAUGUUUUAAGAAUUUGAAGUGCAGCAGCAUACUGAUUUUUUUUUUUUCUGAUCAGAGUGAAUUAGUGCUCUCAGAUGCUUCAGUCCACUUCAAUCUUUUCAUGGCUUCUUGAGGUGAUUUUGGAAUUUAUUAAUGAGUGGUAAUUUGUACCAAGUGUAUUUCAUUUCAAGAAAACUUAUGUGUAGGAGAACAUGAACUGUCAGGUCAUUAUGCUUGUCUGAAUUUAUCUUAGGGUUCUGAGGCCUUUAUACAAGCCAUCUCUUCUUUCUUGACUGGCCAUCAGAAUAGUCCCUGGACUUGUAGGCAGUGUCUACUUUAGAUGCCUGGCUUCAAUAUGAGCAGUGUAAGGCAGCUGUAAGCAGUUGAUAAUCAUAAACAUUGGAGUGCUGAUUUUAUUAAAUUCUAAUUAAGAGUUGUUGCUUAGCAUGGUGAAACUGAUGUGAUCUCAAUCAUCUAGUGAUUUAAUAUUUUGUGUAGCUGUUUUUCCAUGAUGCACUUGUUAGCAGUGCUUUUGUCAUUAUUAUUCCACCCAAUAAGGCAAAUCAGGUUAUUAGAUUACAGACAAUUGUGUAGUUAAAAGUGUUAGGCCUUUCAUGUGUGAAAGUGGUGUUGCUGUGAAGCAUAUAGGCUAGUUUAGGCAUCUAAAUGAAUCAGGUAUUGGUUGGUAUGCAGUUAGAAAAUUAAAAAGAAAUUUAAAAACAGAGAAUUGUGUGAAUAAUUGUUUAAAUAAGAUUAUGUAAGUGGCUAAAGAAAAUUAUUGUUGGCAUACAAGCAUGUUAGACUUUUUAUCUUGAAUAUUCAAGAAUUGAUGUUGGGAUAUACAUAUUAAUACAUAUUGUGAUAAUGUAUAUAUUUGUACAGAAUUUUUUUUAUUAAAUCUUCAUACCAG